Molecule: messenger RNA, 2462 nt
Organism: Nycticebus coucang (slow loris)
Lineage: Eukaryota; Metazoa; Chordata; Mammalia; Primates; Lorisidae
Gene: CCDC61
Product: coiled-coil domain containing 61
Exons: 13
Coding region: 546-2231 (561 amino acids)
Cellular component (GO): centrosome
Source: RefSeq, a predicted model, not a curated record
UCUCCGAAGCAGAGAGGUGCAAAAUGAGUGCGGGUCAAGUGGAGGGUUUUACAUACAAUUUGUUAGGGAAGAGAAUCCAGGUGAAGUGUAAGGGUGAUAAAUACAGGCUGAAAGUGCGGUGUGUGGAGCAGAACCUUGAGCAAAUAUGUGGGCAGGAUGUAGGCUGAGUAAUGGGGGGAGCAGAAUUGAGGUUAAACCCUGGGAUAACAUGGGUGGCUGGUGUAGGAGGAAGGAGAGUGUAGCUGUCUCCUCCCCAAUCUGGGAAAGCUGGAUGACUUUGAGGAGGAGAGAGGACUGGUUUCUGGGGAAGGAAGCAUGAGGGGGUAGGACUGGAAUAUGGAGAGAGGGGGGUUCUGCAGAGAGGAGGAUAAGGGGAGCCCAGAAUCCCGUGGUUUUCUGGGGAGUUGAGUGAUGGGGAACUGCGUUCAGGGAAGCAGGUUGGAGCUGACAGAGAUGUGGGAUUUAUUCCAACACCAAUUACUGAGCUUUAUGCCUAGAAGAGGGCAUGGGAGAGAGCCGGUGAAGUUUGUAGAGCAACCUUGACCAUGGAGCAGCCUGCUGGCCUGCAGGUCGACUACAUCUUCCGGGGCGUGGAGCAUGCUGUGCGGGUGGUGGUUUCUGGGCAGGUGUUGGAGCUGGAAGUGGAGGACCGGAUGACGGCUGACCAGUGGCGGGGCGAGUUUGAUGCCAGCUUCAUUGAAGAUUUGACUCACAAGACAGGGAACUUCAAACAGUUCAACAUCUUCUGUAACAUGCUGGAGUCGGCCCUCACACAGAGCAGUGAGUCAGUCACCCUAGACCUGCUGACCUACACAGACCUGGAGUCCCUGCGGAACCGCAAGAUGGGGGGCCGUUCGGGUCCCACGGCCCCCAGAUCGGCUCAGCUCAAUUCCAAGCGGUACCUGAUCCUCAUCUACUCUGUGGAAUUUGACAGGAUUCACUACCCACUGCCCCUCCCGUACCAGGGCAAGCCAGACCCUGUGGUCCUGCAGGGCAUCAUUCGCUCACUGAAGGAAGAGCUGGGCCGCCUACGAGGGCUGAAUGGCCAGGACACUCGGGACAUUCGGGAGACUGAGAUCUGGCACCUGCGGGAGCAAGUGUCGCGUUUGGCAUCUGAGAAGCGUGAGCUGGAGUCCCAGCUGGGCCGAUCGCGGGAGGAGGCUCUGGCCGGGCGGGCGGCGCGCCAGGAGGCCGAGGCGCUGCGGGGACUCGUGCGUGGCCUGGAGCUGGAGCUGCGGCAAGAACGUGGUCUCGGGCACAGGGCUGUGGGUCCACGCCGCAGCCAGGACUGCCGCCGCCUGGCUAAGGAGCUAGAGGAGGUAAAGGCGUCUGAGCGGAGCCUGCGCUCACGGUUGAAGACACUGAACAACGAGCUGGCCCUGUACAAAAGAGGUCCCAGGGGACGAACUCCGCCAGUGGCGCAGCCAGUAGCCCGGGAGGACCGGGCUUCGUCCCGCGAGCGCUCCACCUCUCGUGGCCGUGGGGCUACUCGAUCUUCAUCCCGGGAGAGCGGCCGCGGAAGCCGGGGUCGGGGCCGUCCUUCCCGCUCCUCACCCUCACCCACAGGUGGUCGAGCUCUCCGUUUUGACCCCACGGCUUUUGUGAAAGCCAAGGAAAAGAAGCAGAGAGAGAUCAAGAUGAAGCAACAGCAGCAGCAGCGGAACCGAUUGGGUAGUGGAGGAAGUGGGGAGGGUCCGUCUAUCUCAUGGUCUCGCCAGACUCGGCCCUCUGCUGCCAUGACUGGGCGAGGGGACGCAGCUAACCACUCCCGAAACCGCAGCUCUUCCGUGGACAGUUUCCGCAGCCGCUGCUCCUCCGCCAGCUCCUGCAGUGAGUUUGAGGAUUUCUCAGAGUCGCUCUCCAGAGGCAUUCGUCGCCAUCGGAAGCCUCCUAGCCCCACACCCUGGAAUGGGUCCAAUGUGAAGUCUACCCCCUUGGAACGCAACCACCAUCAGAGGCGCCUGGCCAACUCGAGUGGCUGGGUUCCCAUCAAAGGUGAGCCUGGAACUCCACAUCUCUCCCACACAACCAGAACCCAUUGGGAUGGUGAUGAGAGCACUGGUAAUUGGGCCCAGCAGCUCCCUGUGGCUUCAGUCCCCUCACAGCCCUCCAAACCCAUGCCUACUCUCAUAGAGUACAGCUCAGACCACCAGGCAGCUGACAUGGCCGAAAUUGAUGCCCGCCUGAAGGCCUUGCAGGAAUACAUGAACCGACUGGACACGCGGUCGUGACUGUGGAGAGGGGGUACUGCCCCUCCAUUCUCCAGCCACUGCUGGGUAUGGUGUGGUGGGUGGGCCAGGGUGGCCUUCCAACCCCGCCCAGACCUCACCCCUCCUGGUGCUUCUGGGGUCUAGGAUAUGAGGUCCUGACCUCCUCCUCUCCCCAGGCAAGGCAUGCAGGGAGAGAGGAUAUGUGCAUUUUGUAAAUAAACAUAUUUGCUUUUGGGACCCCUCAGCUUAUGA